Solanum stenotomum is the source of this 883-nucleotide messenger RNA. Its product is annotated as methyl-CpG-binding domain-containing protein 4-like. Bases 125 to 649 code for a protein of 174 amino acids. The record is from RefSeq and is a predicted model, not a curated record. Lineage: Eukaryota; Viridiplantae; Streptophyta; Magnoliopsida; Solanales; Solanaceae. Gene Ontology annotation, molecular function: zinc ion binding; DNA binding. The transcript has 2 exons.
AUUAGUAAGGACCCUACUCUGUAAAUUUCAUACGUCUGGGCGACAGAUGCUAUGUAAAACCAAAGCAGGUGUCCAUUUUGGAUAGUUACACAGUCAGUUGCUCGUCGAUUGAUUGCUCUCAGAAAUGGCGAAAGAUUCUCCAAAAACUCCCAAGACGUCGUCGUCGAGGUCCGCAACGAAUCCAUCAGUGAGCGUGUGGGCAGCACAAUGUGAAAAAUGCUUGAAAUGGAGGAGGAUUGCGACACAGGAAGAAUUUGAGGAAAUCAGAAGUAGGUUUACUGAAGAACCCUUUAACUGCCACAACCAAACCAAUGCUUCUUGUGAUGACCCUACAGAUAUUGAGUACGAUUCUUCUCGAACUUGGGCUAUUGACAAGCCCAAUCUGCCUAAAACCCCAUCUGGGUUUAAGAGGGAAUUGUACCUGAGGAGAGAUUACUCUAAGAUGGAUGCUUAUUAUUUCACUCCUUCAGGGAAGAAACUCAGAUCCUUUACUGAAGUAACUACUUUUCUUCAACAAAAUCCCGAGUUCAGUGACGUUAAACCCUCAGAUUUCAGCUUUACCAGCCCCAAAGUUAUGAUUGAUACCAUACCCUCUACCGCUCUUCUUGCCAACUCUCACAAGAAGGGUGCAGCUAGUAGCACUAAAUGAGUGCGGUGCGUCCAUGGAUGGAGCUGGAGUUGUUCAUAUGCUUAGUAGAUGCUGUGUUUAGACUUUAGAGUCUUGGUAAUCUUAAAGGCUCAACUUAUUCGCCAUGUAUUUUUGUUAUUUUCCAUCUCUUUUUUAUGCAAAAUACAUCUCAACUGCUCAAUUCACUUUUUGUGGUGAUGGAUUUGAUUUGACCUUAAAGCUGUGAAGAAAGGAAAAUUUGUUAGCCUUCUUUAC